Molecule: messenger RNA, 1703 nt
Organism: Lentinula edodes (shiitake mushroom)
Lineage: Eukaryota; Fungi; Basidiomycota; Agaricomycetes; Agaricales; Omphalotaceae
Product: alpha-ketoglutarate-dependent sulfonate dioxygenase
Exons: 9
Coding region: 417-1703 (428 amino acids)
Cellular component (GO): cytoplasm
Molecular function (GO): 2-oxoglutarate-dependent dioxygenase activity
Source: RefSeq, a predicted model, not a curated record
AUCGCAAUCCAAAUCCUAGCUUGUGUUGACUCUGAUAGCUACUACAUUAGACUACUACUACAAGAAGAGAAGGAACCGGUGAGUUUUGGCCUUUACUAUAGAGUCUCGGAGUAUUCCAGGUCCCGUAAAGGCUAGAAAGAGUGAAAAUGUUGCUUGGAAAGCCACACCUCUAUAUCAAACUUCUUAUGACUCAUGAGAGUGAAUAUCUUAUUUUGGACGUGGUUCAAUAACUAUAUCACCUGAUAAGUACUCUUCGCAAUCCCGAUCCUAGGUUGCGUCAACUCUCAUAGCGACAUCUGACCAAAACAUGGAACCAUUGGUGAGAUUUGUGUACGCAAAAAGCACGAAUCGAUAAUUCCACAGUUUUAUAAAGAUCCCAGUGCGUUGUCGCAAUCCAUUCCCAGCUCUGUUCCAUAAUGGCACCCGUUGCUACAAACGAAAAGUCAACUACGAGUCCCAAUGUACAAUCUCUAAAGGAUGAUGCUUCAAAAGUAUUCAAUCCCUUCUAUUCUCCUGCAAUCGCAGAUGACGGGGAUGAGAGCUACAUCCACUCUCAAUACAAGGUCGGUGUCUCUUCAAGAUCAUUGAUCGUUCAGAUUUGGAACAUUGAAACCUUUCAGCCAUUCUUUCCCAACCUGUCGUGGCCUCCUUUAGAAGAGGUUGAGGUCACUGAACGGGCUCUAUUUGCUGACCCAGAAAAGAAGAGUCUCUUUCGUGCCGCCAAGAAAGUCAGGCAUUACACGCCUGUGAUUGGUACUGAGAUAUCAGGGAUUGACCUUCGCCAAUUGUCUGAUUCUCAGAAGGAUGAACUGGCCCUACUUGUCGCAGAAAGAGGAGUUGUUUUCUUCCGUGAUCAGGAAAUCAACAUACAAGAGCAGCUUGACCUUGCACGCCACUUUGGACCACUACAUAAACACGCGACUACGCCGAUUCCCAAAGCUGGGAUCGAGGAAGUUCACGUUGUCUACAACGAUCAUUCCCGCCGACCUGACCCUGCCUCGUUCUCAAAGCUUGAGCUUUGGCAUUCUGACGUUACAUAUGAGGUGCAGCCUCCUAGCGUAACUUCCCUAAAGGUGAUUGCUGGUCCAGAAUACGGCGGUGAUACCCUGUGGGCUUCAGGUUAUGCACUUUACUCUGGAUUGAGUCCCGGUUUUCAGAAGUAUCUCGAAGGAUUGAAGGCAGUACACAGUGCUGUUGCUCAAGCGGACGGUGCUCGAGCUGCGGGGCUUCCCGUACGAAGGGAAGCGAUCGAAACGGUUCACCCCGUUGUUCGUGUAAAUCCAGCCACUGGCUGGAAGAGCGUCUACGUCAACCCAGGCAUGUUUGCGACCGAUUCUCGACGCUUUACACGCCGCAUCGUUGGCGUUCCGAAAGCUGAAUCGGAUGCCAUUCUGAGCUUUUUAUUCCAUCAGAUUGCUGAAAACGUUGACAAUCAAGUUCGCUUUCAAUGGGAACCCAACUCGAUCGCGUUCUGGGACAAUAGAGCUGUCGUACAUUCUGCUACUUUUGACUUUUGGCCCGCAACCCGACACGCCUUGCGCGCUACUCCGCAUGGAGAGAAACCUACUUCCGUUGAGGAUUACGAAAGACAAACGGGAAAGGUUGCGAAGGACAGACAACUGGAAAUAUGGAAACAACAAGGACUGGACACGCAGACCAAUGGAAAGAACUAUAGCACAAAAGCAAGGGGAUACAAUGAUUGA